AUGGCAACCUGCUCCCAGCUGCCCUCUAGAACCCGCUCCCCAAUUGAUCAGGAAGAGCUGGGACCCCAACUUCUGUCAACCCCCUUUGUCAAACUUGGGGAAGUCUCCCUCAAGCGCAUCACACGCCUCCUCCUUGGCCUCCUUGGCCAAGUUGAGAACCUCAAACAGAAGGUUGAAGAAGUCCAAGAAGCAGGGGUCAAGGCCCAAAUCAACCUCAAGAACAUCUCCCAGACAGUCAAUACUGUCAAGGACGGGCUCAGGAGUCUCCAACUCCACAGGCCAAGGACCCCAGAGGACCAAAAACCCCCAGUUGUGGAAGCAACACCACGCCCCCUACCAAAAGCCAACCCUACUGGAACAGCUAGUUGGGUCUCCUUCUGGGCUGAACCUUCCAAGGCCCCUACCAUCUUUGCCCAGCCCACACCAGUCCAAGCAGUACCCCUGCAAGUCCCUUCUCCCCCUGUAUCUCCAUGUCUCCAAUCCCCAAUUGGAGCCACUGCCCCUCCACCUCUGGCUCCAGUCGCUGCCUAUCCUGCCCUGGUCAAAGUAGACCACCCAGAUGCCUAUACAGGCAAGAUUGGGAGCAAAGCCAAGCAAUGGCUUACAAGGAUGUUUGCCUGGACCCGGCUAAAUUCACGCAUGUUCCCCACGGACCAAGAGGUCCUGUCAUUCCUUCUCAUGAAUAUGAAGGAUUUGGCAGGGGCAUGGGCGCACCCUCACCUCAACCAGCUUGGAUCACACCAGGCCAUUAUCCAAACCGUCAAGGGAUUUAAAAUGGAGUUCUUGGCAGCAUUUGGUGACCCUGACGCCACAAGGGCUGCCAAGCGGAAGAUCACAACCCUUACCCAGUCUGGCACAUGCGCAGACUACAUCACAAAGUUCAGAACCCUUGCAAUGGAACUGGACUGGAAUGACGCAGCCCUUAGAGGCCAGUUUGCCCGUGGCCUCCACUGGGAGGUCAGCCGUCAAAUUGCGACCCGUGAAAAUUGCCCUCAUACCCUCCUUGAGCUGCAAAAUGCAGCACUUGUCAUCAACAACACUCUCCGCAAAGAGCAAGCUAGCCAUCCGCCAAAGGAUAAUAAGUCUAGCAGACCAUCCAACCCUGCAAGGGGGACAAGUACCGGCCAAUCCACAACUGGUUUGAAGAAACUCUCCAACAACCCCAACUUUGUGUUGGAAGAGGAGCGCAAUUGCUGCUGCGCUGCAGGCGCCUGUAUCAAAUGCGGCAAAAUGGGUCACAAGUUUGCAGAAUGCCACACGGGCUGGAAGGCUACCCCAAUCAAGGAUAAGGGGAAAGCCAAGGAAACCGCCAAGACCGGCAAAGACUCUGAGUACCAAUCAGGAAAAGAGUAA
This is a messenger RNA of Rhizoctonia solani, 1353 nucleotides long. Its product is annotated as Retrotransposon-derived protein PEG10. Gene Ontology annotation, molecular function: zinc ion binding; nucleic acid binding. The transcript has a single exon. The record is from RefSeq and is a predicted model, not a curated record. NCBI's taxonomy places the organism in Eukaryota, Fungi, Basidiomycota, Agaricomycetes, Cantharellales, Ceratobasidiaceae. The coding region runs from base 1 to 1353 and encodes 450 amino acids.